Molecule: messenger RNA, 1806 nt
Organism: Lachancea nothofagi CBS 11611
Lineage: Eukaryota; Fungi; Ascomycota; Saccharomycetes; Saccharomycetales; Saccharomycetaceae
Source: the annotation of a GenBank genome assembly
AUGACAAAUCGUGAAAAAGCUUCCAACACGCCGGAGAGCGACAGCAUCCGCAUGCAAAAGCUGAACAGUCAUGGGUCCGUCGAUAGCCUCGACAAGGUCUCACUGCCAGGCAGCGGCUACGAUUUCCACGAGGGCGAGCCCCGUACUAUGUUCCAGCGGUUCAAGCACUCGUUCAAGAAAGCGGACGAGUCCACCACGCGCCACGACGCCGAAUUUGGCACCGAUGUGGCCCAUCAACCUGAAAAUAAGCUCAAACAGACCAUCAAAGCCAGACACGUUUUCAUGAUUUCGCUCGGGACCGGUAUCGGAACCGGGAUGCUGGUGGGUAACGGUAAGGCCCUUCACAACGGUGGGCCGGCCGGUUUAGCAAUCGGCUACGCAAUCAUGGGUUCUUGUCUGUACUGUAUCAUCCAGGCUGCCGGUGAGCUUGCCGUCACUUACAGUUCUCUGACCGGUAAUUUCAAUUCAUACCCAUCGCUUCUGGUGGAGCGCGCGUUUGGGUUCUCCAUCGCCUGGGUCUACUGUUUGCAAUGGCUUUGUGUUUUCCCACUAGAAUUGGUCACUGCUUCGAUCACCAUCAAAUACUGGACGACUAGUGUCAACCCGGACAUUUUUGUUGCGAUCUUCUACGUUUUAACAAUCCUGGUAAACCUUUUUGGUGCCCGUGGGUAUGCAGAAGCUGAAUUUUUCUUCAACGUAUGUAAAGUUCUCAUGAUCGCUGGGUUCUUCAUUCUGGGAAUUGUCAUCAACAGUGGUGGUGCUGGUAAUGAUGGAUACAUUGGCGGCCGUUACUGGCGUGAUCCAGGUGCGUUUUACGGUACCAAGCCUAUCCACCAUUUCAAAGGCAUCAUCGCCACUAUGGUCACGGCGGCCUUCGCAUUCGGUGCCACUGAGUUCAUCGCCCUAACUGCGGCUGAGCAAGCCAACCCAAGGCGCGCCAUUCCCUCUGCCGCUAAGAAAGUUCUCUACAGAAUCUUACUCAUCUUUUUAGCCCCCAUCAUCCUGAUUGGAUUUUUGGUUCCAUACACUUCUGACGAACUUAUGGGUUCUGGUAGUUCAGCAACUCACGCCUCUCCAUAUGUCAUUGCUAUUGCCUCGCAUGGUGUUAGAAUUGUGCCACAUUUCAUCAACGCUGUCAUUUUGCUGUCGGUUUUGUCGGUAGGUAAUUCUGCAUUUUAUUCCAGCUCUCGUCUACUGUUGUCUCUCGCCGACCAGGGCUAUGCUCCAUCUUUGUUCAAGUACGUGGAUCGUGAAGGUAGACCAAUCAAGGCAAUGGCCGUCUCUGCUAUAUUUGGUUUGAUUUCAUUUGUCGCUGCUUCGCCAAAAGAAGAGACUGUCUUCACUUGGCUACUAGCCAUUUCCGGUCUCUCCCAGUUGUUCACUUGGAUUUCUAUUUGCGUUUCUCAUAUUCGCUUCAGAUAUGCGUUGAAAGUCCAGGGAAGAUCAGUUGGAGAAUUGGGAUAUAAAUCUCAAACUGGUAUAGCAGGGUCAUACUACGCCACCGUGAUCAUGUUUUGCAUCUUGAUCGGUCAAUUUUGGGUUGCCAUUGCCCCCAUCAGUAGCGCUGAAUUGGACGCCAACAAUUUCUUCGAGAACUACUUGGCGCUUCCAAUUUUGAUUGUGCUAUAUUUUGGAUAUAAGAUCUGGUCCCGCGAUUGGAGACUAUACAUUCCUGCUAAGGAGAUCGAUUUAAUCAGCCACAGAAAAGUAUUCGACGAGGAAUUGAUCAAACAGGAAGACGCCGAGUACCAGCAGAAUAUAAGAAGUGCUGGAAUGUUGAGUAGGAUUGGGCACUAUUGGUGUUGA